AUGCGAGUUCUGGACACUGUCGAAAUCGCCUCCCAGGGCCGGCUCAAGUUCGAAUUCAACCGUCAGAUAUGCGGCGGAUGCAGUAUCGACAAGCACGGGACGCCUAUUACGGAUGAGGUGGUGAGGAUUGUAAAGGAAGAGAGCGAUGCCGUGUUGUUUAGGAGUGCGGGAGGACCUGAUGCUUCUAUCGCCAAGGGCACGAAUUGCAUCGUCCUGCGCGAGAACUGCAGCGGUACCUCCUUCGGUACCAAGGUCGAAGAAGCCGACUUUGCCAGUGACUCGUGGGCGUAUCGACGGGACGAAGUCGAACUAAGCAAGAAUCAGAUGAGUGAAGAUGUUGAACGACUCGUUGCGCAGGUGACCCAUGAAUAG
Messenger RNA from Fonsecaea pedrosoi CBS 271.37, 372 nucleotides. RefSeq lists its product as uncharacterized. Lineage: Eukaryota; Fungi; Ascomycota; Eurotiomycetes; Chaetothyriales; Herpotrichiellaceae. The transcript has 2 exons. Bases 1 to 372 code for a protein of 123 amino acids. The record is from RefSeq and is a predicted model, not a curated record.